GUCCAUUCAAACCCAUCCCUGGGGCUUGGCCUGUACAGGCGCAUAUGUGAUACCUGUGACCAGCCGUCCUAGGCCGCUCAUCUACGGUAUACUAUUGAACCAUCCCAUAGCCCCCAGCGCGUGAGGACGAGCCAUCCCCAGUGGCUGCUACAGCCCCGCGAGCCAAAACUGUAUAAAAUUACAACUGGUCACCCGCAAGCCUAGGACAGGCGACAUCUGGGACGGUUUAAAAGGGCUAGCGCUGAACAGAUCCUCACAUCAUGGACCUAGGCCAGGCGGCAUGAUUGGAAUCCUUAUGCAGCAUCUAUGUUGCAACCAUAGUCGCACCCAAGCCAUGCAUAUGAGCGCCACCGCUGGCCAUGAUCUCCAACGUGUGGCAGCAGUGCAGUAUGCGGACGACACUAAGGCGCUGCUGGAGGGCAAGCAGGAGGUUGUGGCUUUCCUGGCAGCCAUGCACACCUUCCAGCACGCCUCAGGGCAACGGCUCAACCUAUCAAAGCAGGGCCAGUUACCGCAGCAGCAGCCGCAGCAGCAACCGCAGCAGCAGCCGCAGCAACAGCCGCAGCAGCAGCAGCAACAACAGGCUCAAAUACAGACGGACACCCAACAAGCAAUUGACACGGCAGUGAUCGGCUUGUGGGGUCGCUUAAAAGCAUUCACAGCACUGGGAGUGCCGCGGAAGGGCUGGGAUCAAGACUGGGGCCUUACGGUAUCCCCUGCUGUGUCGGGCGUGCUUAGGGGCCGCCUGGCGGCUGGGGCGGUCAGGGCGGGCAGCGACUUUGCUGGCACGCUGGCGGCGUCGGGCGUGGACGCCAAGGACAAGACCGCGGCCGUGCAGGCGAAGGGUGAGCUCGCUGCCAAGGGCAGAGCGCAGACGGUUGCACCACCCAGCUUCAACAAGUGUUCCCCGGUCACGGGAAAAGGGGCUGAGCCCCUCCACAGUCUGAGGCCGAACAACCUCAUCGCCCGGACAUAGCCGGGGUCGGUUUCCACAGGCACAUAGCCAAACCAGGUGCCUAGCAAUCGCGACCAUCCAGUUUCAAAAAAGAAGUUGUGAGGUGGCGGUCUGCGCAAGGGGGCAGGGUGAGGCGGGCGAAUGGGCUAGCCCACAUGAAGCAGUGGAUGGGCAAGCAGCCAGACAUGCUCGAUUUUGUGAUGUCUGAGGAUGGAAAUUGGCUAAAGAAGGUGUAUUUCAACACGCGGAGGUGACGACUCUUGUGAACAUGAGGUGAGGCAUGAGGCAAGGCACGGUGGAGGUUGGUGCAGGGUUCAGGCUUCAGCCAGCCAGUCAGUCAGGUUUCAGGUUCAGGGUCAGGGUUCAGACAGUCAGGGUCAGGGUCUGUGUAAGACAGCAGGUUC
Molecule: messenger RNA, 1359 nt
Organism: Chlamydomonas reinhardtii
Lineage: Eukaryota; Viridiplantae; Chlorophyta; Chlorophyceae; Chlamydomonadales; Chlamydomonadaceae
Exons: 5
Coding region: 341-976 (211 amino acids)
Source: RefSeq, a predicted model, not a curated record